Messenger RNA from Peronospora matthiolae, 891 nucleotides. The record is from the annotation of a GenBank genome assembly. Lineage: Eukaryota; Oomycota; Peronosporomycetes; Peronosporales; Peronosporaceae.
AUGGAACGAUACCAGCGCAUUGAGAAGGGCGGCACCAUUGGCGAGGGCACGUAUGGCGUCGUGUACAAGUCGAGGGACCUCAAGACGCAGAAGGUAGUGGCGCUGAAGCGUAUCCGCCUGGAGACCGAAGACGACGGCAUUCCGAGCACGGCACUCCGCGAGAUCUCGGUGCUGCGGGAGCUGGAGCACCCGAAUAUUGUGAGCCUUUUGGACUGUCUGCAGGAGGACGGCAAGCUGUUUCUCGUGUUUGAGUUUAUGGACAUGGAUCUCAAGAGGUACAUGGAACACAACAUUGGCAAGCUCGAGCUCAGUCAGGUCAAGAGCUUCCUGUACCAGCUGCUCAAGGGUCUUGCGUUCUCGCACUCGUGCGGCAUCAUGCAUCGUGACUUGAAGCCGCAAAAUCUAUUGGUGAACGCGAAAGGCGCGCUGAAAAUCGCCGAUUUUGGUCUGGCGCGAGUCUUUAGUCUCCCGAUCAAAAAGUACACGCACGAGGUGGUCACGCUGUGGUAUCGGGCUCCCGAAAUCUUGCUUGGUCAGGAGGUCUACUCGCCUCCUGUCGACAUCUGGUCAGUCGGCGUAAUUUUUGCCGAGAUGGUUUUGAAGAAGCCACUCUUUCCCGGUGACUCCGAGAUCGAUCAGCUUUACCGUAUUUUUAGGACUUUUGGUACACCGAAUGACACAUCAUGGCCAGGCGUUACAAAGUUGCGUGACUACGCGCCUACAUUUCCGAAGUGGAAGAGGAAAAUCAUGUCCGAGCUUUUUCCUCAGCUAGACGAGAGUGGAUUAAAUUUGCUGGAGUCCAUGUUGCGCUACGAUCCAUCCACGAGAAUCAGUGCAAAAGAGGCAUUGCGCCACCCAUAUUUUGAUGACGUGGAUUCUGAGUUUAUGUAG